Messenger RNA from Schistosoma bovis, 4318 nucleotides. Lineage: Eukaryota; Metazoa; Platyhelminthes; Trematoda; Strigeidida; Schistosomatidae. The record is from the annotation of a GenBank genome assembly.
UCUCUAUUGAAUCAUUAUAAUGCAUACUAUACACUGAAUAUGUAUAAUAUUCUUUGUAUACUAUAUUACUUAUAAUGAAUAAGUAUACAAUCAUAUCUGUUUAUAAAAUACAAACUAUUUUGAUAUGAAUAGAAUGGGUAUUAGUUAAGUAUUAAAGAAGAAAAAUAAAAUUAAGGUAACAAUUAUGCCACAAAGAAAAGGAUUAUUAGCUCCACAAAAUACUUUUCUUGAUACAAUUGCAACACGAUUUGAUGGAACACAUAGUAAUUUUGUAUUGGGUAAUGCACAAGUACAUGAUUAUCCUAUCGUAUAUUGUUCUGAUGGAUUUGUUGAAUUAACUGGUUAUAAUAGAUCACAAAUUAUGUCAAAAUGUUGCUCAUGUAGUUUUCUUUGGGGUGAACGAACCGAUGAUAAUGCAAAACAAUCAAUAUUAAAUACAUUAGAAAAGAAAUGUGAAUUACAAAUUGAAAUACAAUUUCAUAAGAAGACAAAUGAACCAUUUCUUUGUUUAUUGGAUAUUGUACCAAUUAAAAAUGACAAAUCACAAGUUGUUCUAUUUCUUGUAUCUCAUAAAGAGUUAUCACCUGAUCGACAUGGACGAAAUAAAGCCAACUAUAGUAUACCGGAAUCAAGUUUAAAAGUACCAUAUAUGUUAUCUGCUCAACAUUUAACUGGAACAUCUCCAUCAAAUAAAACACCAAAUUUAUUAACAAUGGGACUAGCAACAACAAUUACAGCAGCAGUUCUUGGUUCAACUGGAUUUCGUAAUAAUAAAUUAUUAGAUUAUUUAAGUGCUACAAAGAAUACAACAACAAUACCACCCCCAUUACCACCAUCACUACCAACAACAACUACCAUUACUCAUAAUAAAUUAGAUAGAAAUACUUCAAUUGUAAGUAGGAAAUUAUCAGAUCGUACUUCUAUUGAGUCGAGUAAAUCACUAGCGAAAUAUUCAUCAACAAGUAAUAAUAGUGUAAUAAAUGAUGUUCUCAAUAGUUCAAAACAAAAUAUUCUAUUAGAUCCAAUUGAUGUUGAAAGUGGUCCACUUUUAAUAACAGAAUAUAAAAUUCAUGAAUCUGAUUCAACGGAUACAUCAAGUGAUGAAUCAAGUAAUUUAACUAAUGAUCCAUCAACUGUUUAUAAAUUUCAACGAAGACGAAGUCGGGCUGUAUUAUAUCAUUUAUCUGGACGAUUCGAUCAAAAAUCUAAGCAUAAAUUACCAUUUAAAAAAUUUCAACGUAUUUCUGGCAAAGAAACAAUACCUGAAUAUAAAGUUCAAGAUGUACAAGCAUCAAGAUUUAUAUUAUUACAUUAUAGUUUAUUUAAAAUUAUUUGGGAUUGGAUGAUAUUAUUAUGUACAUUUUAUAUUGCUAUAAUGGUACCAUAUAAUGCAGCAUUUUCUCAGGGAGGUGAUGAAAAAGAUUUAAUUAUAUGUGAUAUUAUUGUGGAAUUAUUAUUUAUUAUAGAUAUUAUAUUAAAUUUUUGGACUACAUAUGUUAGUAAAAGUGGACAAGUUGUAUAUCAUUUAAAAGCCAUUGCUAUCAAUUAUUUACGUGGUUGGUUCUUUCUUGAUUUAUUGGCGGCUAUUCCAUUCGAUGUUAUUUUAGCUGUAAAUAAUCCUGAAAUACAAGGAACUAUUGGUGAAAUGGGUAAUUGGAUUCAUUUAUUGAAAUUGGCACGUUUACUUCGUUUGGCAAGAUUAUUUCAAAAAAUUGAACGAUAUUCUCAAUAUAGUACAGUAAUAUUGGGUUUACUAAUGUGUAUGUUCUUUCUUGUUGCUCAUUGGUUUGCUUGUGGAUGGUAUUGUAUUGGUAAAGAGGAAUUUAAGUCGAAAAUUACAAGGGAAUACAGUUGGUUAUAUGAAUUAGGUGAACGAAUGCAAUUGAAUCGUUCAUAUUCAGCAAUGAAUAAAACGAAUGGAUUAACUAGACGUGCAUUAUAUGUAUCUAGUUUAUAUUUUACAACAACUAGUUUAACUAGUGUUGGAUUUGGUAAUGUAUCACCGAAUACAGUAAAUGAGAAAAUAUUUGCUGUGAUAACUAUGCUUAUUGGAGCUCUUAUGCAUGCAGCAGUAUUCGGUAAUGUGACAACACUUAUUCAACGUAUGUAUUCAAGACGUUCAGCAUAUCAAACAAAGAAUCAAGAUUUAAAAGAUUUUACACGUGCUCAUCAUAUACCGAAACCUUUAAAACAACGUAUGCUUGAAUUUUUUCAAGCUAUGUGGGCAAUUAAUCGUGGUAUAGAUAAAGAAGCUAUAUUACAAUCAUUCCCGGAAAAUUUACGCGGUGAUAUUGCUUUACAUUUAAAUCGUGAAAUAUUAUCAUUGAGUUUAUUCAAAAGUGCCAGUCCUGGUUGUCUUAAAUGUUUAGCUCAAUUAAUAACAACACGUUUUGCUACACCUGGUGAAUAUCUUGUUAAUCAAGGUGAUGCAUUACAAUUUAUCUAUUUUGUCUGUAGUGGUUCUUUAGAAAUACUUGGUGAAGAAGGUACAGUUGUUGGAUUGUUGGGUAAAUGUGAUAUAUUUGGUAGUGAUAUGGAUGAUUUGCCUAUAUUGGGAUAUUCAGCUUAUAAUGUUAAAUCAUUAACAUAUUGUGAAUUACAAUGUAUAGCAUUAGAUCAUCAAUUACAAGAAAUAUUUGAUCAAUAUCCACAAUUUAGAAAACAAUUUGCUUUAGCCAUUUCAGAAGAAUUAUCAUUUAAUUUAAGAGCUGGAUUCGAUCCAACUUCAUCUUUAGAGCUGAUUCCCGCAAUCACUGUCACUACUGAUAAGAAUACAGAUUUCGAAGAUCAUUCCGAUGAUGAUGAUGAUAUUAGUAAUAAAUCUCAUGAAAUAAUCAAUGAUGAAUGCAUUUUACUAACUAAUUCACAGAAUAAAACAUCAGUGAACAAGAAAGACGACGAUGAAGAUGAUGAUGAUGAUGAUGAUGAUGAUAAUGAUGACGAUGAUGAUGACGAUGAUAGAACUAUGACCCAUGAAUUAGGUAAACAAUUCAUAAAUAUAAAAACAAAAAAUUUAAAAAACUCUCUAAACGAUCAUCGUCUUGACAACCAAUUCAAUGAGAAACAAAUAAAACUAUUUGAAAAUUUAAAUUCUUCGCAAAAAAUUAAAAAAAAUUUUAUUCAUAUCAAACAAAAUUCAUUAGAUUUAUAUACAAAACAUUUUGAAAAAUUCAAUAAAUUGAAUCAUAUUUUAUCUAUUGAACAAUUGAAUCAAUUGAAUAAAACAAACAAUAUUAAUACUACUAUUCAUACUACUCAUAACACUAAUAAUAGUAGUAAUAAUUAUAAUUGGGAUAAUAAUGAAUCUAAGACGAAGUUUUACUUUCAUUAUCCAAUUAUGAAUUCAUUUCAUUCAUUUGAAAAUCUUAUGGACAAAUCUAAAAUGAAUAUUAAAACAUUAUACUUAAAUUAUAAAUGUAAAUCAUUCGAUGAUAUUUAUCAUAUUGGUAAAUCAUUUAGAACUUAUAUUCGAAAUGAAUCUAUUUAUAAUACUGACAGUUACGAUCAAGAUGAAAAUUACAAUCAAAUAAAUGAUGUGUUCAUCAAUUCAAACAACAUUAACAAUACUACCACUACUACUACUACUCCUCCUCCUCCUACUCCUGCUCCCACUACUACUAUUAACAAUAAUAAUAAUAAUAGUAGUAGUAAUAGUAAUAGUAAUAAUACUAAUGAUAAAGUAACAAAACAAAAUCAGCUGAUUUCAACCCUUUAUAUCAAUUUCUAUCAAACACAAAAUGAUAUUACUUUAAUCAAAUCAGAAUUGAUACAAAUGAAUCAAAAACUUGAUAGAAUACAAAAAGAUUUUAUUGAAUUUAUUAAAUUAUUUAUUAAAAAUGAAAAUUCAUUCAAUAAUCAAUCCAUCCAUCUUAAUACUUCUAAUAAUAGUAAUAAUAAUAAUAAUAAUAAUAAUGAGAAACGAUUGAAAACGAUACAUUCAGUUGCUGGGAAUGAUACUGUCUCUUCAACACAAACAAACAUUGCUCAUAGUAACAAUAAUAAUAAUAAUAAUAGUAAUGAUAAUAAUAACAGUAUUAGUAAUAAUAAUGUUAAAAAUUCAAAAGAUGGCUUAUCCCCUUCUAAAUCUAUUAUAUCAACAACAAUAAUGAAUUCACGUCCAUGUUUACAUCAAUAUGGUAGAACACAUCAUUAUUCACCAGAGAAUCGUGUAGUGACAUUUCAAUUACCACCACGUAAUUAUGAUUUUCGUAGUCAAAGUUUAACUAGUUCAAGACAAAUUUCACCAGAAACACCAAAAUCUAAUCCAAUUAAAAAAUUAUUACAUAAACAUCCAUCUAUAUCACAUGAUCUUAAUUAA